Pseudovirgaria hyperparasitica is the source of this 1608-nucleotide messenger RNA. Its product is annotated as beta-lactamase/transpeptidase-like protein. Bases 1 to 1608 code for a protein of 535 amino acids. The record is from RefSeq and is a predicted model, not a curated record. The transcript has a single exon. Lineage: Eukaryota; Fungi; Ascomycota; Dothideomycetes; Acrospermales; Acrospermaceae.
AUGGCAGAUUACGAACGACAGCUCAUCGAAAAGCUCGAGUCUCAGCAAGCUUCAAUCGAUAAAAUCUGCCGUAUCGCAGGAGUUGCGGGAGCUUCAAUUGGAGUUAUUCAUGGAGGCGAGAUCGUGUACACAAAUCAUCACGGCUUCGCAGAUCCUGAACAAAAACAGAAAGCCGACUCGAGCACACUGUACGGAAUCGGAUCAUGUUCAAAGUCUUUCUUUGCGGUCGCUGUCGCUAACGCGAUCGUGGACAAGAAGACCGUGGAAUGGGAUGAACCAGUCAGACGUCAUCUACCAGAAUUCAUCACAUCUUCGACAAUGGUGACCGAUAAUGCAAAUCUUGUAGAUAUUGCGGCACACCGGAUGGGUCUAUCCGGUGCUUUUCAUCUUACUUUCCAGGGCGAUGGCGAGCAUUUGAUAAAAAAAGAUGACUUCUGGAAAUAUCUCCCGAAAUUGAGACCUGUCGUACCAUUUCGUGCUUCUUGGCUUUACAACAGUCAUGGGUAUUCCGUUCUUGGCCAGUUACUGGAGAAAGUGACCGGUAAAAGCCUCCAAGAAUGUCUCGACGAAUAUGUUUCAAAACCACUCGGACUUAAACGCACAAUCUCAAAGCUAGAGUUUGACACAACGCCAAAUUUCGCCAAACCUCAUGCUGCUUUGGCUGACGGAAGUCUCCACCCCCUUAAAUACCGUCAUGACUUUCGAAAUCACUUCUUUGAGGCCGCGGCUGGCAUCUACACAUCGCUUGAAGACAUGCUUACAUACUCGAAACAUGUACUUCGGGCUGCUAGUGAGCUACCCCCCAAAGAGCAUGGUCCCAUACGUGAGGCCGGAGAGCACUAUUCGGCACACAUACCCAUCAUGACUCCAUCUAUUCGAGAGCGCUCUUAUGGCUUAGGAUGGAUUCGGACGCAGCUUCCAGGGGCAGUUGGCUUGAUUGGUGACAACAGUCGAAUUGCCGCAGUGCAAGAUCUUCCAAUCUUGGGAGAGGGGGCUUCGUCAAAGCUAGCACUAUAUCAUCAAGGGGCUACCGUCGGGUACUUUACUUCGUUCUAUCUUUUCCCAGAGACACAGUCAGGUGUCAUCGUUCUUACGAACUCGAUCGCAAAUUGCGAUGCUGCCGACUUCAUCGCGCAGAGCCUGAUACAAUCACUGUUCUCGGACGAGCAAAAGCUUGACUUUGUACAGCUGACUGAGCGAUUUUGUUCUCGUUGCCUUGGCUUUUACGACCAAAUGCAACAGACUGUAGAGACAAAGCGUCAGAAGAGCCCACCCCCAAGACAUCUCGCGGAGUACACUGGUGAAUACUAUGACGAUACAGGGCUUUUCUUUAUUGGGAUAACAUGCGACCCAGAAAGCAAGGAACAACUGAAAUUGGCGUUCCAAGGUCUCGAUCGACACACCUAUUCCUUGCGCUACUUCUACGAUGAGACUUUUGAAUGGACCCUGACUAGAGAUGAGACCGCGAAAAGGGGAAGGUAUCAUCAAUUUGAUCAAAGGUAUUUCAAUUUUUGCUUCAAUGAAUUGAAUGGGCAAGUGGUGUCUCUGAGCUGGCAUCAUGACAGAAACGUACAGCAGCCCGAAGUGUUCAAAAAAAGUGAGAUGUAA